This is a messenger RNA of Mus caroli (Ryukyu mouse), 4011 nucleotides long. The record is from RefSeq and is a predicted model, not a curated record. NCBI's taxonomy places the organism in Eukaryota, Metazoa, Chordata, Mammalia, Rodentia, Muridae.
UUCCAGCAGAUAGAGAAGUUAGUAUUUUGGUCUUGACUAUCUUAGUUCUUCUAAGUGGUUAAGUGUUUUGGAAAAGUUAUAAUCCCUUGUAGCAAGCAGUGUCAAGUCUGACCGUUGACGCAUAUGUGGCAAUCCCCAAGCUUUCUUUAAGCAAGUGUUGCCCAACCGUGGCCCUUAGAAAGACUUAAAGUUUCUUGCAGCCAGCUAAGGACUCUAGCAGUUUUCUAGACCCUGAGCACUGCACUGCUGUAAAAAUGGGACUUUUUUUUUUCCUGUUUCCUUCAGUCCGUCUCUUCUUUGUUCUAUCUACACUCUAACUGGAAGCUUUGCUUGCAGAUAUUGAAAGUAUCAGUCGUUAUUUUGGAACAAGUGGAUAAUGGGCACAGAGAGAAAGAGGCAGAGAGACCUUACUGUGAAGGUGUUUGGAGUGUUGUGAGUGCCUCUGGGUUGACAGCAUUAUGUAGCCUCAUUUUAAGCCUUGUGGGCUGUGAAUUUGGAGUAAUCUGUUAGGAGAUCAUAUACUUCCUUAUAUGUUUACCGGGCGGCAUGUCUGGACGGUACUUUUGGGUGAUUUAAAGGAUCUAUGAACUUAUUCCCAGGAUGCUCUAAGCCAGGAGCCCAGGCUGGGGAUGGUUGAUGCACGUAAUCCUAACAUGUUCAAGGUUAAGGCAGGAAGAUUGAGAGUUCGAGUCUACCCUAGGUUACUUAUCGAGUUGCAGGCUAGCCUGGGCAUAGCAAGACCUUGUCUCAAAUGAACAAACACAAGGAAAUUAUACCCACAGGAUGGCCCAAAUGAGUAGUUCUGCUGGGAGCUUCGGUCAUCCAAGCCAUUGGUGCUUCUCUGUACUGCUGUGCAGACUCAGGCAUGGCCCAUCUCCCUCCUGUUGUUCUUUCUCCUUUCCUUCCACAGCCAACUCUCAGGUCUUUGUUUCUGAAAUGUAGAUGCCGUUCUGUCUCUUCGGGAGCUUUCUUCAUUACCAGCCAGUGUUUUCAGAGCAGCUUUUCCGAAGGCCCCAGGGCAGCAGGUUCUUUUGGAGCCCGGUGGGAAGCAGAUCCACAGAUGAGCAUGGCCGCCACUGCUGCUGUCAGUCCCAGUGACUACCUGCAGCCUGCUGCCGCUACUACCCAGGACUCCCAGCCGUCUCCCUUGGCCCUGCUUGCUGCGACAUGUAGCAAAAUUGGCCCCCCAGCUGUUGAAGCUGCAGUGACACCUCCUGCUCCCCCCCAGCCUACCCCAAGGAAACUGGUCCCUAUCAAACCCGCUCCUCUCCCUCUCAGUCCCUGCAAGAAUAGCUUUAGCAUCUUGUCAUCUAAAGGAAAUAUACUUCAGAUUCAGGGCUCCCAGCUGAGUACCUCCUACCCUGGAGGGCAGUUUGUGUUUGCAAUCCAGAACCCCACUCUGAUCAACAAAGGGAGCAGAUCAAAUGCAAGUAUCCAGUACCAAGUCCCUCAGAUCCAGGGGAACAGUUCCCAGACCAUCCAGGUGCAGCCCAGUCUCACCAACCAGAUCCAGAUCAUCCCAGGCACCAACCAAGCCAUCAUCACCCCGUCAACAUCUGGUCACAAGCCUGUCCCCAUCAAGCCAGCUCCUGUCCAGAAGUCAAACACGACUACCACCCCUGUGCAGAGCGGGGCCAAUGUGGUGAAGCUGACAGGUGGGGGUAGCAACAUGACGCUCACCCUGCCGCUCAACAACCUGGUGAACACCAGCGAUAUUGGGGGCCCUGCUCAGCUCGUCACUGAGAGCCCCCCCACCCCACUGGCUAAGACUAACAAGAAAGCUAGGAAGAAGAGCCUCCCUGUGUCACAGCCAUCCGUAGCUGUGGCUGAGCAGGUGGAGACGGUGCUGAUAGAGACCACGGCAGACAACAUCAUCCAGGCAGGAAACAACCUGCUGAUCGUCCAGAGCCCUGGCGGGGGCCAGCCAGCUGUGGUCCAGCAAGUCCAGGUGGUGCCACCCAAGGCUGAGCAGCAGCAGGUGGUCCAGAUCCCCCAGCAGGCACUGCGGGUGGUGCAAGCUGCCUCUGCCACCCUCCCCACCGUCCCCCAGAAGCCCUCCCAGAACUUUCAGAUCCAGACAACUGAACCAACACCAACCCAGGUUUAUAUCCGUACGCCUUCUGGUGAGGUGCAGACAGUCCUUGUCCAGGACAGCCCCCCAGCAACAGCCGCCACCACAUCAACCGUCACCUGUAACAGCCCUGCACUCCGAGCUCCCCAUCUGAGUGGCACCAGCAAAAAACAUUCAGCUGCCAUUCUCCGAAAAGAGCGGCCCCUGCCAAAGAUUGCACCUGCUGGGAGCAUCAUCAGCCUGAACGCCGCACAGCUGGCAGCAGCUGCUCAGGCCAUGCAGACCAUCAACAUCAAUGGUGUCCAAGUCCAGGGUGUGCCUGUCACCAUCACCAACACUGGCGGGCAGCAGCAGCUGACAGUGCAGAACGUUUCUGGAAACAACCUGACCAUCAGUGGGCUGAGCCCCACCCAGAUCCAGCUGCAGAUGGAGCAGGCUCUAGCCGGAGAGGCCCAGCCUGGGGAGAAACGGCGGCGCAUGGCCUGCACGUGUCCCAACUGCAAGGACGGGGAGAAGAGGUCUGGGGAGCAGGGCAAGAAGAAGCACGUGUGCCACAUCCCGGACUGCGGGAAGACCUUCCGGAAGACGUCCUUGCUCCGGGCCCACGUCCGCCUGCACACUGGCGAACGACCCUUUGUCUGCAACUGGUUCUUUUGUGGAAAGAGAUUCACGCGGAGCGAUGAACUCCAGCGACAUGCUCGAACCCACACAGGGGACAAGCGCUUUGAGUGUGCCCAAUGUCAGAAGCGCUUCAUGAGGAGUGACCACCUCACCAAGCAUUACAAGACCCACCUAGGCACGAAGGGCUUGUAAGGCCAACUGAGGCAGGAGGCCCUGAAGAUGGAACACCCCCAUCUGAUUGGCCCUGGGUCCAUGAUGGACAGGUGCCCACGACUGCCCUGGGCAGCCCUCACCCCACUCCUGUUCUGUGGCUGUGUCUCCACAGAGAGGGACUCUGUUCCUGUGUUCUCCUCCUUCCAAAGGCUCUGCCCCUCUCACCAUGAGCUCCUGGCCUGCCCAGGCCAUGGACACUGGCCAUGCCCAAUGAGACGUUCUAACCCAGGACGCGUGGGGACCCUUAUUUCCAAAGGAAAAACAUACAUUUCACUCCGUCGAGGAGCAAAGUGAGCCCCCAUCCCCGCCCCAUCCCCUUCCUCAACACUGCCGGAGUCCCAUUGUGCCAUGCCCCCUCCCCCACCGUGCUUCCUUGUCCCCCUCAAUUAACUCCUCCUGGGCCACUAGGGACACCCCUGGGCCCUGUACCCAGCCUCCCACUGACACCCCCCACUGGGGAGGUGGGAGGCUGCCUCCACUCCACUGCCCAGCCCUGCCACGGCUCUCCUCCAGACAUUCCAACUUCCUAUGAAAGGUCAGCCGCCGAGGACCUGCCCUCCCUCUUUUCUACGGAACGUUGCCUUAUACUCACUUCAGAUGAUGACACUGUGGACGCGUGUGCUGUAACCACAUUUUAUUUAAUUGCUCCCUUCCUUUCUUUGCUAGUCACCUCCCCCUUGCCUGCAUUCAGUUUAGGGUUUUGGGGGCAAUGCUGAGCAUAGGAGGGUCUUUUUUUUUUGCAAUUUUUUUCACUUUAACAAUUCUUUUCUAAAUGACACAUUUCAACUCAAAUCUGGACUCACGUGAGAACACCUUCCAUCCUGACCCCUCCAUGCCCCCAUCUCCCCCUGCCCAAGCUCCACUGUGUACAGUGUAUAUUGUAUAAUAGACGAUUGUGUCUAAGACAUGUUUUAAAAACAUAUUGCUUGUUAUUUUUGAGGCUUUUAAAUUAAACAGAAAUCCAACUUUAUUUUUCGUUGUAACUGCUUGAGGAUGUUUUAUUAAUUAAGUGAAGAUUUGUUAUCCUUUAUUAACGAUGUAUUUUGUUGGUCGGUACUGGGCUGACAAAAGGUUUCUUGCUAAUAAAUUUAGUUGCCCAAGGCAAA